This is a messenger RNA of Penicillium soppii, 3393 nucleotides long. RefSeq lists its product as uncharacterized. Gene Ontology annotation, molecular function: fatty acid synthase activity. The record is from RefSeq and is a predicted model, not a curated record. The coding region runs from base 1 to 3393 and encodes 1130 amino acids. The transcript is spliced from 4 exons. Gene Ontology annotation, biological process: fatty acid biosynthetic process; secondary metabolite biosynthetic process. NCBI's taxonomy places the organism in Eukaryota, Fungi, Ascomycota, Eurotiomycetes, Eurotiales, Aspergillaceae.
AUGCAUCAAGCACAGAAACGGCCGAGUCAGAGACUUCUUGGCUCAAGAGCCCCUCAAAGCAGUGACAAUGAACUAUCAUGGACGAGCUUUCUCAAGUUGGAAGAUGAUCCAUGGCUCUGUGACCAAUUGAUAUUCUGCAGCAAGACGUUUCCAGUUGCUGGAUACGUGGCGAUAGCCGGUGAAUGUGUGCGGCAGCUGUCAGAGUCAAAGUUGGAAUUCUUCUCUGUGAAAAAUCUCUCCAUUACCUCUGCUCUGGUUUUCGAUUCCGACGACAAACUUGAACUUCACACGAAGCUUCGACAACAUGGCCUGAAUGAGGAGAACAAACAGUGGUAUGAGAUCGAGAUUGCUUCCCACAAUGCAGGCCAAUCGAUAGAGCUGUGUACCGGUCUGGUAGCACGGGAGGCCGUUCUCGACACAGAAAUGCUGCAAGAUCUUACUUUUAAUGAAGGUUCCCACAGGCCGGUCAGUUCAGACUACUGGUAUGAAAUGAUAGCAGAUCGUGGCAUCAAGUAUGGCGCCUCACAGCGAGGCCUCCGCGAUAUCUCGGCAGCCUUCACAGAAAACAAAGCGAGUGCCAAGGUUAUGCCAAUGCUCGAUGCAACGGAUUCUGUCGCUCAUCCAGUCUUCAUCGACCACUGUUUGCAAGUCUCGAUGAUCGCAGCUUGCAAAGGCCAAGGUCGGCUAUUGGCCGAUUUGUCUGCUAUAACAUCGAUCCAGCACCUUGUCGUUUCCAACGACGCUUGGAGCAAGCUUAAAGUGAACGGAGUGGUCAGCCCAGGUCACCCUCAGGAUUCGACGUACAGAUUUUCUGCUGUGAAUGAAAGUGGUCUUCCAAUCCUCAGUGGACAGUGCAAAAUCACCGCCAUCCCUGACCUGGAACAACAAUCAGACAGCAAGCUGUUUUCCUUUAUCAAUUGGGACAUUGAUUCAACUUACCACAGCUUGAAUGAUCUUUUGGCAUCGUUUCAGUCUGAUCUAGACUCAACUGUUGCCCUCGAGCGCUUAGCUCUACUCUUUGCUCUGCGGUCAGAGGAUAUUGGCGCACACAGCCAACCAUACUCGAAGAGGAUUCUGAAGAUACUUGGCACCAGGAGAAAGGGAAGAUUCGGACUAGUACCCGAUGUAUCUCCUUUUGUCGAGUGCGAGCCCAGCAGCCGUACCAAGCUUAUUGAAUUGCUCAAGACUCAAAUAAGUGGAACAGAACAGUCCUCCUUCGGUCUUGCAUUGGAAAGGUGUCUCACAGACAAUACUCCGUUCUCGAAAAGCGACAGCGAGAGACAGCUCCUACUUGAUCAAUUGCAUCCACUCAUCCGGAACAGUGGGACGCUGUGCGAAUUACUUCGGCUCCUAGCUCAUAAGAACCCCAAGCUGAAAGUCCUCGAACUCGGAAGUGGCCCAAAAGACAGCACAAAUCUAGUGCUGAAGGGUCUUCGAACACAAUUUGAUGAGCCGUUAUAUUCCUCAUACCUGUCCGCUUCGACGUCACUGGAUGCUACAACCAACCGAAAGGAGAGUCCAAGGGAAAGCGGUGAUGUUCAGUCGCUCUUUUUCAACGCCGAGAAAAGCAUUGAAGAUCAAGGAUUGAAGGCAGGAACCUAUGAUCUCAUAAUCAUUACAGACUUUGCAGCAUUGGCGAGCAAUGCACCAAGUGGUGCAAAAAAGCUCAAACAACUUAUCCAUCCUCGAGGACAUCUAGUACUGCUCGAGGGCGUUCCAGAACCAGAAUGGUUAUUGGUGCUAAAGGAUUACUUGACCAAAGAGUCUUCAAAUGCUUCAACUGGUCCUAAAACCAAGUCCGCCUUUGAAGAUGUGUAUGCGGCACUGAUAGAGAAUGAUUUCGUAUUUGACGGCCAGGAUAACAAAUCGACCUCAGCACCCAAAGUUUUCGCGAGGCUGAAUGAAUCUGUUCCCGAAAUUUCGUCGGAAAUUACGGUUGUCGGUCCCGCAUAUCAUCUUCCUCUCAUUCGCGAAGUUGAGAAGACCUUCGGGAACCACAACAUAAAGUGCGUGAAAAGAACGAUAUAUGACGACAUACCACCUAACCGAGACACUAUGGUAUUUGUCGACUUCGAUGAGCCAUAUCUGUACAACAUCACAGAAGCUGAACUGUCUAAAUUUGUGAAGCUUGUCUCAGGCAUGAAAGGCAAAAUGAUCUGGGUUACUCCAAGUGCCCAGAUCUAUUGCAAGAAUCCUAACUCAUCAAUGAUACUCGGCCUGAUGAGAACCAUCAGAUCUGAAUUCAAAAAGGACAUUACCACGGUGGAAUUGGAUCCGAAGCGCACAAUGAAUGCCAGCUUGAGCAAAUCGCUCCUCAAAAUAUACGAAGGCCUCAGCCGUCGCGUCAAGUCGAAAGACCUCGACCAUGACUACGAAUACGCGAUUGUUGAUGGAGAAAUCAAGAUACCAAGGCUACAAUGGACAACAGCUGAAGCAGAGUAUGCUAAUCUAGCAGCCCGCCCUGUUGAACACAACGUUAGCUCUCAAAACGUCAGCCCUAUGACCGCUGUGGUCCCUGCAUCUGUCCAUUUUCGAUCCAACUGCUGCUACCUACUAGUUGGAGGACUGGGGGGACUCGGCCGGAUGAUAUCGACAUGGAUGGUAGAAAAUGGAGCUCGAGAAAUCAUUUUCUUUUCUCGCUCUGCGAAGGAAGGGCCUGAGACUACGCCUUUUUUUGACGGACUUCGAGCCCAAGGAUGUACAGUCACACCAUUUGUGGGCAGUAUCACAAGCCUGCCAGAUGUAGAGGAAGCCAUCAAGCAAGCGACGACCCCAAUUGCUGGCGUCGUUCAGAUGUCAGCUGUUAUGCGGGACAACUUAAUGUCACAGAUGACAUUCAAUGAGUGGCAAAGUAGUGUACAGCCAAAGGUUCAAGGCACUUGGAACCUCCAUCACGCUACCCUUUCUGCGGACCUAGACUUUUUCUUGCUUUUCUCUUCGAUCUGUGGCAUCACAGGUCAAUGGGGACAGGGGAACUACAACGCGGCAAACUCGUUCUUAGACGCAUUUGUCAACUAUCGUCAUGGCCAGAAUCUUCCAGCUUCGGUCAUUGACAUUGGUUUCAUGGGAAGCAUUGGUAUGGCAGUGAAGAGCGAAGCUCUCAUGAAAAAUUUGAAGAGGAGCGGUUAUUACUUUCUCAAUGAGCGACACCUAAUUGAUGCUCUGACUAUAUCGCUAGCUCAUUCCCGUCCUGGAGGCGAUCAACUUAUGCACCGAAGUCAGCUCGGCCUUGGUAUAAGGUCGACGAAGCCCAUGGCUACCCCUACAUGUCGGGUGGCCUGGAAGAAAGAUUCUCGGAUGGCUAUAUCACAUCACUUUGAGCCUAUUGGUGGAAUUGGAGAUCAGGAAGUCAAGAAUCUCCUCAAUUGUGCUUAUAAAACCAGGAAAGACUGA